This is a messenger RNA of Sclerotinia sclerotiorum 1980 UF-70, 669 nucleotides long. RefSeq lists its product as hypothetical. Gene Ontology annotation, molecular function: copper ion binding. NCBI's taxonomy places the organism in Eukaryota, Fungi, Ascomycota, Leotiomycetes, Helotiales, Sclerotiniaceae. The record is from RefSeq and is a predicted model, not a curated record. The transcript has 2 exons. Bases 1 to 669 code for a protein of 222 amino acids.
AUGAUCCGACCUCCCCCACUCAAUCUCAAUCUCAAUCUAAACCCCCUCUCCAACUCCAACUCCAACCCCCACACCAACAACUUCCUCAUCCCGGCCCCCACAUUCGAGAAAAUGAAACAGGAAAUUCGAGAAUUCAAAAAAUUAGGCGGGAGAGGUUUUGUAUUUGGGAUUUUAAAAGAAGAAGAAGAAGAAGAUCUUCAUUCUCACAAAGGAGAAGGAAAGAAAGGAAAAAGAAAUCUAAUAAUCGAUCAAGAGCGAUGUAGGGAAUUGCUGAAAAUUGCACGGGAGGGAGAGGAUAGGGAGAGCGUUCGCUGUACGUUUCAUAGGGCUUUUGAUCGGAUUGAUAGGGAGAGGAUGGGGGAGCAGUUGGAGGUUCUCAUAAACCUCUCAUUCACCUCCCUCCUUACCUCAGGGGGCUCCCCCACCUCCACCCAAGGAAAACUCCAAAUAAAAACCCUAGUCCAUCAAGCCUCAGGACGCAUCGAAAUAAUCGUAGGAGGAGGCGUACGAAGCCAUAAUUUAAAGGAAUUGAUUGAUGAGACGGGGGCGCAGUGGUUUCAUAGUAGUGCUGUUACAGGAGAGGGAGAGGAGGUGGAUGGGGAAGAGGUGAGGAGGUUGAGGGAGAUUAUGUGCACGUAUGGGGCUGGUUCUGUUGGGAAUCUAUUGUAA